Pyrus x bretschneideri (Chinese white pear) is the source of this 1082-nucleotide messenger RNA. Its product is annotated as 50S ribosomal protein 5 alpha, chloroplastic-like. The transcript has 3 exons. Lineage: Eukaryota; Viridiplantae; Streptophyta; Magnoliopsida; Rosales; Rosaceae. The record is from RefSeq and is a predicted model, not a curated record. Bases 39 to 524 code for a protein of 161 amino acids.
ACCAACCAAAAUUCAAUCUUGAGGGAGAGAGCACGAAGAUGGGUCUUCUUCUCUACUCCAAUCCUCUGCCUCUCACCACCGCUUCUUACCCUUCUUCUUCUUCUUCUUCUUCUUCUUCUUCUUCGCCGCCUCCAACUUCAUCACCUUCAUCUUUCUCUGCAACUAUUUCAUGGAUGCACAUGAAACCCAAUAAUCUGCAUCCGAAAUGUUUCAGCGGAGUUCGACUUCAUAUGCCCGUUGUGAAAAGGUCAGCUUCAGUAGUUGUUAAGGCCUCCUCUGACAUUGAUGGAACUGCUGCUGCAAAUGAGGGCAGUGAGCCCCUUCCAGAUAGCAAGGAAGAGGCCGUGGUACCUGUCGACAAGCUUCCUUUGGAGUCAAAGCUGCAAGAGAGGCUAGAGCAGAAGAAGAAGAUGCAACUGGCGAAGAAAAUAAGGCUUCGCAGGAACAGACUUGUUCGCAAGCGAAAACUGAGAAAGAAAGGCAGAUGGCCUCCAUCAAAGAUGAAGAAGUUAAAGAAUGUCUGAGGUUUACCUCAUGCUUUCUUGCAGGGCUGUUCUCCAGUUUUAUGGCUGGAUCUUUCUUCCAAGACAUCCAAUGCAAGCGUUCUUUUUUGCUUUGGGCGAAGGCUGAAGAUCUAUUUCAGAUCUGGUGUGUGGAUCUUUCCUUUAGCUGGUGGAGAAAUAAAGUUUUGAGUUUGGAUCGGUAUAUAGAGAGGAGUGGUCGUUAUUUCACUAGUGAAUCUGCAAAUUUCAUGGUGCCUUUGAUGACGAGCAAGUACUUUGGCCCUCCAAUGGGGGCGUGGGGGAAAAAUUGAGCGGAAUUGCCAUUUCCCUUUUGAGGUGCAUCUUUGUUGGGACGAUGCAAGUUUUGUCCCUUGUUGGGUGUUGCUGCAACAAUAGUGUUUAAUGUGAAGAAGAUCCUAUUUCUAAUUUGUUGUCGGCUCUAAUGAGUUUUGUCUGUUGUACCGUGUUUCAAUAUUUGUAUGCCAAAACCCUCCCUUUACGGGGCUGAUUGUAUUAUUCCUAACAUGUAGUUUGCUCCUGUAUUACGAAUGAAGAAAAUUCUCCUUUCCACCCGAAAAA